Messenger RNA from Thrips palmi, 3334 nucleotides. RefSeq lists its product as uncharacterized. NCBI's taxonomy places the organism in Eukaryota, Metazoa, Arthropoda, Insecta, Thysanoptera, Thripidae. The transcript is spliced from 5 exons. The record is from RefSeq and is a predicted model, not a curated record. The coding region runs from base 458 to 2566 and encodes 702 amino acids.
GGCUGGUGCUGGUGCAUGUUGUUGUGGUUGAGAGUUGUGUUGUUGUCCACCGACGAAGGCGGGGAGCAGAGCAGACCGGCGACCGGCCGUGUGUUUUGGUUUACUACAGCCCCUCGGCGCGUCGUUAGCCCGCAGUGUCCGGAACGCACUUUUCGUCUAGUUCUCGCUCAUGUGGAUGUGGAUGGCUUAUUAGAUGCGAUUUCUGAAAACGCCGCCAACGGCACGGCGCGGGUUCAAUCCUGAGUCCGUGGUGUCUGUGGUGUCGGUGACCGUGGGAGCGACCGCCCCUUUGUGCUGAUCUGAGAACUAGCCGACAACCAGGCGUCACGAUUCGAUGCUUUUCGAAAUUGGAAGGACGUAGAUUGUAGAAGUGUCUACUCGCCGAUGCGUUCAAUGCCGGUGCUCAUGUAAUCUAGAGGCCAGCACAGAGUCGUCCUGCAUCAUAAUUUUCUUGACUAUGGUAGAUUUGGACAGCUUAGACACGAUGCCUCUCACCGGUUUGCUUGAAGAGUUUGUGACCCAAGAUGCAACUCUAGAUUUGAAUUGCAAUGUAGUUAAAAACACGACACAAGACACAACAAAUAUUCCAGUCAUAGAUCUUAGCAGCGAUGAUGAGGAUUCGGGUCUUGAGUUAGGUUCUUGUCAAGAGACAAAUAAUCAAAAUUUUGAUGUUGACUUAUCAUCUCCUGUUAAAGAAACAUCCCCACAAUGCUCUCCCUUAUCCCAUAAUUUGGAACCACCUGUAAGUGUGUCUUGUCAUAGUGUUAAAAAAACUGACGUUAGCAUCAAUGUUAGCUCUCCCAAUGCUUCUUUUUCGUUAAACAGUCUUCCAAGCGUAUCUGAACUUUCUAGUUUAGGGGUGAAAAAUGUUUUGGCUUCCUAUUUAAAUUAUAAACCAAGUGCAGAAUUGCCCACUACUACUUCUGAAAAUGAAUUGUCUCUAUCAACAAGUACCGAAUCCUAUAUAGACCUUGAGUUGUCCAAAACCGAAGAGCUAGAAAUCCUUCAAGAAUUCAAGUUCCCAUGUGCCGAUGAACAUUCUCUAUCCUCAUUGGACUCUGGAAUAACAGUUCCCUCUCCUGAAACUGAAGCAAUUUUAUUGGAAGAGUCAGAGCAGUUAAAGCCCUAUGAAUUAUCAUCUGGGUGCUUUUCAACCUGUGCUUCCUUCUUGGACUACAACAAAUGUCACAAAGUUGCAACCCUUGAGGCUGAACAUCUGGAAUCUGAUGUACCCAAUUCUGUUACAUCAGAUGUAGAAGAGCUUGGGACUGCCUCUGCUCCCACUUGUGAAACUUCAGACUCAGCAUUUGUACCAUCACCUCCAGCCUGUCAGCUUUUGGAAAAGGCAGAUAAAGAUUGUCCUGUAGUGCUGUCUGGAUCAGAGGUGACCCACCUCCCAGCAGCUUCUUCUUUGCAGUCCUUAGAUGAAGAAGUCCAAAUUGAGAGAAUUGUGACGGCACAAGCUAAAUCUUUUGUUGAAGACACUACUGAAAGUGCUGAGGAUUUAUUAUCAAAUGGUGACUUUAUUCUGGAUGAAGUUUUGCCCUUGCUUCUUGAAGCAGAGGCGGCCUGUUCUGUUGAUGCUGAUCCAGUUAUUGAAAAUGUUAAUGAUACUGAACCAGUUGAAGAAGAUACUGAUACAUUAAUAUUAGACAGCUCUUAUAACAUUACGUUAAUACCAGAUAACUCUUUUGAUACUGACCUAACUAUUCAAGACCAUUCUGCUCCAACAAGUGUUGAUACUAGUGCUGAUACUAGCACAGAUGCUAGUACAGAAACUAGUACAGAAACUGCUCCGGAGGGAACUCAACCAAAACCAUCAUGGGCAGUGCCAUGGAUUAGUACUGACGAUGCUGAAAAUGCUGACAACAAUGAUCCAGAAUGGGAUCUAAUGAGGAAGUUGGAAACAGAUGAGGAACGGUAUCGAGUAGUGAGAGAGCAAUGGCGGCAGAUGACCAUCCCUGAUCCCAGAAGAAACCUCACUUGUCAUAAUUUCAGAAGAAUUUCAUCACGGCGUGCAACAACAAAUAAUGCUACUCAAGGACAGUCUAAGAAGAGAGCAAGAUCCCAUGAUGAUUGUAGUGAUGUUGAUCAUCCGAGCAAACGAAGGAGAACGUAUUCUUGUGUCCAGAUGUUUGAAAACAAAAUUAAUAGUUUGCAUCAACAACUGAAUAAGAACUUGGAAGGAGUUCAUGCUGAACACGAAAGGAAACUGUUUGCUUUAAGUGACCGUCAACUGCAGCAACAACAAAGCCUAAUGAACUCCACUGCACCACAUCACAUUGUCAGAAGACAAAUAGAUGACUUGGCGUACCGUCAGGAGAAAGAAGUUGAUGGUCUCCAGGCUGAAUUUAAUGAAGAGGUUCAUCAUGUAAAAAGAGACACAAUGCAAACCAUUAACAUUCUGCAGAAUGCUAGUCAGGAAGUUCUGGCUUUCAAUCAAUUCUACACCAAUUUAGGCGACUCUGAUGACAAUGAUCAUUGCAACAUUUCAGAAGAAGAGUUACAACAAUUUGAGGAGAUGGAGCAGAUGUUUGAGGCAUUCGAUCAGAUCUAUACUGGUUAGCUCAGUGGGCCUUUGCUUUCACCACUAAUCAGUAUUGUCUUUAAUUUGAAGACAACAUCCUGUUACUUUGCUGGUGUAUUUGCUUUUCUUUCAGUCAAUAUGUAAUUCUAUGACUAAUGUUUCUUUAUUUAUCUGGAAACUACUGUAUUUCUUCAUCAUCAGGCCAUGCUAUACAUACAGCAUGGUGUCAUAGUUGAGUGCAAUUGAUUAUCUAUUGUGGCGUGGAUGGUCUGAAAUAUUUUUCUCACUCAGGGUAUUCUCAGUUUGAAGGCUGUGAUACUUUUUGCCAUUCAUAUGUACCUGUAUAGCAAUGGUAAGACUUGACAAUAGAUUGUAACUUUUUGUCAUUUAAAUCUAGUUAUAAAAAUAUAAAUUACAUCUUUUACUUAAAUUUUUCUCCAACUCCUUGGCCAAAUCUUUACUGUGUUCAAUUUUAUGUUGCUCAUAGUAUAAGUUACUACUUUGAUUUGUAUUGUAGUACUAUUCUGGAGUAUACAGUAGGUUGCUGGCGGUGAUGGUAUGAAGUUCCUUCAUUCAUAAAUUUACCUAGAAUGGUUAUUGUACAAAUGUUUUGGAAUCUCUCUAAAGAUUUAUUUCUUCUUUGAUGAGCCUAUUGUGGUAUUUUUUGUUUUUAUGCUAGGUAUUUUUAUUGUUUUUAUUUUUCAGCUGAUAAAUGUUACCAAGUUUGACAUGUUUUCGUGCAGUUGUUUUUAAAUAUCUGUGCUGUUAUGAAGAUAUGUAGAAAUAUAUUUACUAGUUUUAGACACA